GAACGUCUUUUGAUUGACUCUGACAUAUGACAUUUAGCUGGCUGUUUUGCCCUGUUUUUUUGAUUCAUUUUAAUUAAACAUCUAGGCAAUUCGUUUUAAUUAGACACAAAACAUUUGUCAUGUGAUUUACGGCGAGUCCAGGGAGCUCCAUAACAUCGGGAUUAGAUAAAAAUUGUUGUUUGACAACAAUUACGUUUUUGAAGAAAUGGCUGAGAGCUGCGGAGAAAUGGGUGAGGAGGAUAUAAUCAUCAAUGAUCAGGACGGUCUGCCCAAUGUCCAUCCCAAUCUACUGCCUGAAACUGAUAUGGACAGUUCCGAACAUGAGGGUGAUGAUGAUUUCGAUGAUCUGCCUUCAUCCCUUAUCGUAACCAACAUACAUUACACUGUUUUUUCGAAUGCAGAUAAAAAAGCAACUAUGGAGGAUCUUUUCCGUAUGUUCGAUCCUGGGGUGUCCUUCCAAUGGCUGCAAAGCUUUCGGCGGCUCAGGGUGAACUUCCAAACACCGUUGGCCGCAGCAAAUGCCAGGAUUAAGCUGCAUCAGUAUAAGUUAGACGAAUCCGUGAUCACCUGCUACUUUGCGCAACCUGUGACCCCGGUGAAGAACAGCACCCUGCAGCUACCGAAACCCUUCAAGCAGUUCCUAAUCUCGCCUCCGGCAUCGCCACCCGUGGACUGGGAGCCGAGGCCUGAAGGAGAGCCCAUCAUCAACCAAGAUCUGCUUGCAGCUUUGGCAUCCCUUACACCAGGGACUGCUCACGAGCUGCACCCUCCGUCGCCCGGUCAGCCCAGCAUAAUUGUUCACACGGCCUUGGGGGUGGACGGUGAGAACGGCAAGAGCAGAAUCCCGCAGACUGCAUGCCCAGAUCGUGCGUAAGGAGUUUUAUAACUCAGGAUUUUGUUGCAGGCUAGCAAAGAAACACUAACACACACAAACACAUACACCAAACCAACCAAUUCGUUAUUCAAUGUUAACUGUUGUCCUCUUCUCGCUUUUCGACUUAGAUAAUAGAUAGGGCACGGCCAUCACCAUGGUUUUUUUUUACUGUACUGCUCACUUUGCAGCAUGGCAAUUCGGGUUUGAUUUCAUUAUUAUUUUUUUGGUGGUUUUCGAGACGGGAUACGAAAUGUUGAUUGUAUCCGUGAUGCAGCUGCCUUGAUAUUACCAAAAACUUGAAUUGCAACGAAUCUAAAUGUUAUAAUCUCUAUGGAAAAAAAUCGAGUAAGCGCAAACGAUGUAAUCUACAUUUCCAACAAAGAAAAUUAUUUAUUUUUUACUUUUAGGAUUUUUAUUUUAUUAUGUAUCUUAUAGAAAUCUCCAAUGGAAUUGUCUAGUUUGAUUGAUUUUGUUGGAUAUUCUUCGCUGUGAUUGAGAAUUUCGGUUAUUAUUUAUUUUGCAAAACUUUUUUUGUAUCCCGUGUUUCUUUAAUACUUCUAAAUUGAUUUGAAACGUAAUUACCCUUAAUAUCAUUUUCAUAUCCAUAUCAAGAUUAU
Molecule: messenger RNA, 1491 nt
Organism: Nicrophorus vespilloides
Lineage: Eukaryota; Metazoa; Arthropoda; Insecta; Coleoptera; Silphidae
Gene: sra
Product: protein sarah
Exons: 3
Coding region: 206-874 (222 amino acids)
Biological process (GO): calcium-mediated signaling
Cellular component (GO): cytoplasm; nucleus
Molecular function (GO): calcium-dependent protein serine/threonine phosphatase regulator activity; nucleic acid binding
Source: RefSeq, a predicted model, not a curated record